AUGCUACGCACAGAAGCUCUUCUCUCUCGCAUAAAACACCUCUCACUCUUGCUCAAAACGACCUACCUUCCCUUCCUCCCCGUCCUCGCUGCAAUCUGCUUCAACCUCAUCAUUUGGAUCGCUGCUGCUUUUGUCUUUCGCAAAUACACGGCACUCUUGGGACCUGGCACAUUAGCGUAUACCUAUGGUCUUCGACAUGCCCUUGACGCAGACCACAUCUCAGCCAUUGACAACAUGACGCGACGUCUCGUUGCUGAGGGUCAGCGACCUGUGAGUGUGGGACUUUGGUUCUCACUCGGUCAUUCAACGGUUGUUUUGGUGACGUGUAUCAUUGUCGGUGCAAGUAGUGCAGCGAUUGCAGAUAGGUUUGGUGGGUUUGAGGAGGUGGGUGGGAUCAUUGGUGUGUCGGUGAGUAUGGCAUUCUUACUACUCAUUGGCCUUGCCAACCUGUUUGUGCUCGUUCGAUUGAUAAAGAGUAUGCGACGACAACUCGCUCAACGACGUCGUCGUCUUGCUGGUCAAGAAACGGAGGAUGUUGAAGAGAAGCCGCAUGUGCAUCAUGGACCCCUGUUCAGACUCUGUGGACGACUCUUCAAACUGGUGGAUCGCCCCUGGAAGAUGUACCCACUCGGUGUGCUCUUUGGCCUUGGCUUUGAUACCUCCACUGAAGUGGCAUUACUCGCUAUUGCGAGCAUCCAAGCAACGCGUGGGACCCCCAUCUAUGUCAUCUUGGUCUUUCCAUUCUUGUUCAUGGCAGGGAUGUUGCUGGUUGAUACGAUUGAUGGCGCUUGUAUGGUUUGGGCAUACGAUUCAACCUUGUUUGCUGGCAACAAGAUUGCACGACUCUACUAUGCAAUCUUACUCACGCUGAUGAGUGUUUUGGUGGCCUUGACCAUCGGCAUGCUACAACUGCUCACGCUGAUUAAAGAGACGCGACACUUGCACGGCGCGGUGUGGGACGGGGUUGGCCGUGCGGGUGAUCGGUUUGAUGUGAUUGGCGGUGGUAUCGUUGGGGCAGGAUGA
Protomyces lactucae-debilis is the source of this 1023-nucleotide messenger RNA. Its product is annotated as high-affinity nickel-transport protein-domain-containing protein. The transcript is spliced from 2 exons. The coding region runs from base 1 to 1023 and encodes 340 amino acids. Gene Ontology annotation, cellular component: plasma membrane. The record is from RefSeq and is a predicted model, not a curated record. Lineage: Eukaryota; Fungi; Ascomycota; Taphrinomycetes; Taphrinales; Protomycetaceae. Gene Ontology annotation, molecular function: nickel cation transmembrane transporter activity. Gene Ontology annotation, biological process: nickel cation transmembrane transport.